UGAAAAAAAAAAUAUUUCUGAUCAAAACAAGAGUUGAACAAAUAUAAAAUAUAGCAAUAAUAUUUAUAAUAUAUGCUCGAACUGGCGCUGGCAAUCAACUAUAAAGUAUAAAAAGGAAAAGGCAAAAAGCCAUCACUCAACGAACAAAAAAGAAAACGCACUCAUGAGAGUCGGUUAUAUCGCGCGAGAGAAUUGAAAGGACGUGGUCGUCGUCGUCGUCGUCGGUCGUAGCGCGAGCACCAGAACUUUGAAAUCCCUACUAUACCCCCAGCUUUUUCCUUUCAAUUCUUUGCUUGCUUUACGUCAUCCAAAUAUAAAGUCACGCCCAUUUUCCUUUUCUUUUCACUUCACUUGCAUCAUUUUCGCCCAAAUCUUCACCCCAAACCCUAAUUUCACGACGUUUGUUGCUAAAAUUCGCCUUCUAAACCCUACAUUUCUCUCUCCUUUUUUCCUAAGUAUCUGUCACGUACAGAACAAUACCCUAGUUUAAAAAAAACCCAAAUCAUUCCACUUUCCUCAUGGAUUCGAACCCUGAUUUUAUUUUAUUUUUCACUUGUUUUUCUUAUUUAUUCAGAUUACGAGAUUUUCAGCACUUCUCAUGAACGGAAGGUUGCCAUACUUUAUUUAUUUGAACAAACUAAAACCCUAAAUUUUUGUUUAUUUAUUUCUUUUUAUGAUGGAGUCGUCUCCUAAUGUUUUCGACAUAAGCUCCGAUGACGAUGAGGCAACACCAGCUUGGGAGGAGCCGAAAGGGGACGAUUACGACUGGUUGUCGGAAGUUCUGGAAGCCGUUGAUAAGGGAUUCGACGAUCUCGAUGAGGUGGUGGUCGUCGGGGAGGUCAACCAUACUAAGAAGUCAAAAUCGUCGAAUUCAGUGGCCAGGAAGGUUGUUGAUGAGGAUGAUGGUGAUUGUGUCGUUUUGGAAGGUGACCCAGAUAAAGCGCUGUCGGAUGUUAAUGAUCCCCAACAAGAUUCCGAUGAGUGUCUUAUUGUCGGCCAAAAAGGGCAGAUUGCAUGCAGAGAUUUUCCCCAUCCACGACAUGAUUGUGCCAAAUUUCCUUUCAGUUUGACCUCUCAUGAACAGCAUUGUGAAUUGUGCCAUUGCUUUGUUUGUGACACACGAGCACCGUGUUGUUAUUGGGGCUCGGGUAUCUCUACUGCCGAUCAUUGCCAUGCCACUGAUAAAGAGGAGAAGUGGAAGACAUUGCGGAAGACUUUCAGGCAUGGGAGAAAUUUUCCCAUAUCACUUGCAAAAGCUCCAGUCACUUCUUAUUCAACAGCAACGGCCCGAGCAAAGCAAGCUUCACGUUGUGACAACAUGCAGUUCACACAACAAAAUCAAGUUUCUAGGCUAACUCCGACUCGAGCUGCUGGGAAUUGCAUGCCUCAAAGUCACAACCAACGGCCGUCCAUAAUUCGUGCUUGUUCAUCAUCUACCAGAUAUGGGAUUCCUUAUAACCCAAAUGUGGGUAGUCAACGUGUUUUAAAUAGGACAAUGCAGUCACGUUCUGUUUCACAGCAGUUACUUGGUGUGCAUAAUACUGUAAUUCGAAGGGAUCGAGGUAUUAGGAUUAGUAACUUGGCUUCCCAAUUUGUCCCUUCCAACACCAUGUCUAAAAGAAUGGAAGUUGCCUCAACAAUGAACCGCGCUGCAUAUGUUCCUGUGGAAAACAUUACUUCUGCUAUUGCCUCACAGCAUCAACAGAAUCCAGCUUCACUUACAAUACCAUAUGAAAGGAAUUCAAAUCCCAUUGGAUGGCCAAAUUUUUGUCCUGGUUCAAAUUUAGUGACAUAUACACACCAGAGCUCUUCACAGCCUAGUGUGGACGGUGUCAUUACAAACUCAGCACCCUCCCAAUCCUCGGCAUACAGUCAGGCUGUUCCUCAGUCAAGCUUGAACCAAGAUACUAAUCAGCUUCAGAAUCAAAAUCAACCUGCAGCAAUUCAUGCCUUUUCAGAUUAUGACUUAAAUUGGGUCAACAACAUUGGUGUAAGCAAUCAACAAUCUUCUGUUGAUCAUGUACAGCUUCAAACCCCAGGGUCCACAAAUGAGAAAGAACCAUCCAAGGAGGUAAAUGAGGGAGAUAGAUCAUUUUACAGCGAGCUUGAGAACUUCCUUUUGGAUGACCAAUCCAUUCCUGGAGAUGUUCUUGCUGCAGAACUUAAUCCACUUUCCCCCAGUCAUGCAUCAAUUGACACUGUUAUGAAUCCCUUUGAUAUUGACACCUCUUGGGAUUGUCUAACUCGCGUGUAGCUGAUUAGCAUUAUUGUGCAUUCUAGAGAAGUAAACUUGGUUCUUGUCACAUAUAACUUAAAAGAGAAGUGAGAUAUAGGUUUGCGUUUUGUAGGAUUGAUUUAGUGACUGUAUCAUAAUAGAGGGAAGCUAUGGGGGUGUACAAUUGUACAAAAAGGAACAGCAGGGGCUGUACAGAAAUGGGUCGUUUAUUCGCUACCCAAUUUUCAAUAAUAUUAUCAAUUUUCCUA
Molecule: messenger RNA, 2484 nt
Organism: Gossypium arboreum
Lineage: Eukaryota; Viridiplantae; Streptophyta; Magnoliopsida; Malvales; Malvaceae
Product: RPM1 interacting protein 13
Exons: 3
Coding region: 674-2254 (526 amino acids)
Source: RefSeq, a predicted model, not a curated record